GUCUAGUUGUUAACAUUGACAUUGACAGACCGUCUUGACCAACAGCCCUUAUAUUCCAUCUGCCUCCCCAACAAUGGCAACACAGACAGCGAUCGAACUGCAAACGUUCGAGCCCACCAUAUCCAUAUUGGGUGCUCCUCAGCGUAAAAGCUAUGAGACACCGGCAGAGCUAGAAGCGCCGCCCGCUGGCUCCACAACUUCGGAGGAGGCGGCAGCGGCAGCGACAACCACAACGACGGAUCCCCUCCUCCCCAAGGGUCGAGCUAUCAUCGUCAUCACUCAAGUCUGCGGCCUGACGUUCUUCAGCAGCUUCUGCAACGGCAUCGUCGUGGUAGCGCUGCCCGCCAUGCAGUCCGCGCUGGGCCUGCAGGAAGGCCUCCUCGUGUGGCCCACGUCCAGCUUUUACCUCACGGCAGGAUCGUGUCUCCUGCUGGCCGGGUCCGUGGCCGACGUUGCCGGCACCAAGCGGGUGAACCUCAUCGGAUCCCUUCUCAGCGCCGUUUUUGCCCUGGCCUGCGGUCUGUCUCGGACCGGAGGCGAGCUCAUCGCCUUUCGUGCCCUCCAGGGCGUCACGAACGCCAUCAUCACGCCCUCGUCCAUCUCCAUCAUCUCCAACAGCGUGGAGGAGGGCCGGCCUCGAAAUAUGGGCUUUGCAUGCAUGGGGUUCGGCCAGCCACUCGGCUUUUCUCUAGGACUGAUUCUGGCUGGCGUGUUUACCGAUACUGUCGGCUGGCGGCCGGCCUUUUACCUCCCUGCGGCUGCCAGUUUCGCCCUGUUCCUCAUAGGCAUAUGGGCUCUGCCGCAGGAUACUAGGCCAGGCGCCGGUGAGUCGAUAUGGAAGCGAGUUGCUUCCGAGAUAGAUUGGGUCGGAGUACUCCUGGCGAGCGCGGGGCUGGCAUCGUUGUCGUAUGUUUUGGCAUCAUUGUCAGCCGACAUCAACAGCAUUCAUAAGGCGUCUAGCAUUGUCUUGCUGGUGAUCAGUGGCCUCUCGGUCCUGUUGUUCGUUGGAUGGAUGAGUUAUCAGGUGAAAAACAAUCGCACAGCGCUGAUCCCCAACUCGCUGUGGCGUAGCCACGUCUUCACCAGCAGCUGCAUCAUGGUUCUGCUCACCAACGCCCUUACCAACUGCAUGGAGCUGUAUAGCAGUUUGUUUUUCCAACAGGUGCAAGGCACCUCAGCCCUCGGAGCGUCACUGCGGGUUCUUCCAUCUCUCAUUGCUGGUGCUCUCACGAAUAUCUCGACCGGCAUCUUCGUGAACCGCAUGUCGGUCUUGUGGACCGUGUUGAUAUCCUCAGUGAUGAGCACCACUGCACCGCUUCUGAUGGCCCUCACCCGUGCUGACCAGUUGUAUUGGGAAAAUGCCUUCUUCGCUCAGAUCCUCACGCCCAUCAGCUGCGACCUCCUCUUCACCGUCGGCCUGCUCAUCGUCUCCGACGUCUUCCCCAAGCACAUGCAGGCCCGCGGUGGUGCCGUGUUCAACACCUGCGCGCAGCUCGGCACCGCUAUCGGGCUGAGCGUGACGCAGGUCAUCGCCUCGUCUGUAACGGAUGACUCCUCGUAUGCUGACAAGUCGUCACCUGAUGCCCUCAUGGAAGGGUACAGGGUCGCAUUCUGGACCAUGUUUGGCUGGAUGGCUGCGGUGUGUGUGGCCUGCGUGGUGGGACUGCGUCGGGUAGGGGGCAUCGGUGUUAAGCGGGAUUGAUCCAGAGUUUUUGCAGAGUCACGAGUUAUAUGCCUAACAUUUGCACUCAAGUCUGAACUUCUGGCCGCCGUGAUGAGUGUUGUCAGAUACUCGGCUUUAUCUAUAGAAUCUGAUUAUUUUAUC
This is a messenger RNA of Cryphonectria parasitica EP155, 1825 nucleotides long. Its product is annotated as MFS general substrate transporter. NCBI's taxonomy places the organism in Eukaryota, Fungi, Ascomycota, Sordariomycetes, Diaporthales, Cryphonectriaceae. The record is from RefSeq and is a predicted model, not a curated record. The transcript has 4 exons. Gene Ontology annotation, molecular function: transmembrane transporter activity. Bases 74 to 1702 code for a protein of 542 amino acids. Gene Ontology annotation, biological process: transmembrane transport. Gene Ontology annotation, cellular component: membrane.